AUCAUCGUCGCAAGUUGCGGAAUCGACCAGAGCCGAUUCCGGCCGAUUCCAAAUCCGGUAGCCAUGCUUGUUUUGGUCGGUGCCGGUGAGCAACGUUUUGCGCGAGUUUGCUGCGGGUGCAGAGAUCCUACCACUGUGGAUCCUACUUACAUAUGACGGGUCGUUUGAUCUGAUUGACGAAGGCUGUCUUCAGUGUGCAGGCAUGUCGUUGUUUCGGAAGCCAAACCGCAAGUUCCGACAGCGAUUGCAGCACAGCGACAGCGAGGAUGAAGACGAGAGAGAAGAGAUUGCAGUGGUCAGCUUCGUCGAAAAGUCUCCGCCGCGGCCGGAGCCCGUGUCCGCGAACAUUUCCGAGGCGGUUGACGUCGACAAAGCAGAAUCCAAAGCCCCUGCCUCACUCCUGAGCUUCGGAGAUGACGAGGAUGAGACGGAGGUGUUCAAGGUGAAGAAGUCGAGCUACAGCCGGCGUCUGGCCAAGCAGCUGGAGCGGGACCGCAAGAAGAAGCUCAAGGAGGCCGUCAAGGCGGAGACGAAGCCCGAGAAGGAGGCCACCCCUCCCCCCGCUGCAGUCCCCGUCGAAAAGGCGGUCGAGAGCAAGAGCCCACGGCCCUUCAGCGACGAGUUGGAGAUCAAGAUCAAGAACACAAUCAAGAUACUGAACUCGGAAGAGAUGAAAGACCUCGACGGCAGCUCGGGCUCGGACAAGGACGGAGACGACAAUGGCGAGGGCAUCAGGUUCCGCAGGUUCAAGAACGUCAUACAGAGCGGUGUAAUCCCAGACGCAGCCACCAUCUACGCCCUCAAGAAACAGCGGCAGAUGGCUCGAGAGAUGGGCGACUUUGUGCCGCUGGAGCCGCAGGAACCCGAGGAGAAGUCGCGUCUGACCAGGAACGAGGACGAAGACCAGAGCGACGAAGAAGAAGGCCGCAUCAACUUCACGGUGAACACGGGCGCCCUGGAGAAGCAGCGUGCCCGUGAGGCCAUGAUACAGGCCCAGGAAGAGAACAGCAACCACGAAAACGAGCAUGAAGAUGUGGCCGAAUUGGAGCGCUGGGAGCAGGAGCAGAUGAAGAAGGGCGUGAGCACGGCCCCCAUUGUUGCAAUGACAGACAGCAGCACCGCUGUGCCCCAGCCCAGCAUCCCAAACUAUUUCACCAACUACCCUCCUGCCGAAGCUGACACUGACACCGUACAGACUUACCAGGUACCCAAGGACAAGGGGGAUCUCACCACAGAAAUGAUAACCAAGAGAGUUACUGACAGGCUGGCCAGCGUCCGGGAGCUGCUUGCCCUCCAUGAGCAACAGAAGACAACGGCCCUGCUGGAUCUGGAAGCCUCUGCUGAGGCCAUAGAGCAGCUGCAGGAAGAGCAGCCCAAGCUGGCCGCACGCUUCCACUUUUUUCAGGAGAUGCGGGGCUACGCCACCGACCUCAUCGAAUGCAUCGAUGCCAAGAUGCCGGUCCUCCUUGCGCUGGAGGGCCGCAUGAUGUCGCUGCUGUGUCAGCGCAGCGAGCGUCUUGUGCAGCGGAGACACCAGGACAUCAAGGACCAGGCCGAGGAGUGCACCCUGGCCGUGAAGAACCUGAAGGGGGCACCCAACCUGGCGGACGUCGGACCGAAGGGGAACAACUCGCGCAACUGGAGAGCUGCCGAGCGGGAGGGCCGCAGGGUCCGGAGGCGGAAAGCCCGGGAAGCCAAGAAGAGCUGCACAACCCUGGCGCAUCAGGAGGGCAUGUCGACGGACGACGAGCAGCCAGACACGGAGGUGCUCGCCUUCAACAAAGAGAUAGAGGUGAUUCUGGACGACGCCCGGCACGUGUUUGAGGACGUGACGGAGGACUUCAGCAGCGUGACUGCACUCAAGCUGAAGUUUGAGCGCUGGAAGCUGGAGUUUGAGGAGUCGUACGAGCAGGCCUACAUCCCCCUGUGCCUGGUGAAGCUGCUCGUGCCCUUCGUCCGGCUCCAGCUGGUCACCUGGAACCCCGUCGACAAACCCGAGAGCCUGGAGAGCUGUCCCUGGUACGAGGCCCUCCUGUUCUACGGUGACUCGAGCGAAAACCUGGACGUCGAAGACCCCGACCUGUGCCUCAUUCCCCGCAUCGUGGAACGAGUGGUGUUGCCCAAGAUGGCCGCCCUGGCAGAGAAAGUGUGGGAUCCGAUGUCAAGCAACCAGACGCUGAACCUGGUGCGGACGGCCAAGAAACUGGUUGAGGAUUACCCCAUGGUUGGGGGACACAGCCGCCAUAUGCAGAAUUUCUUGGCCAAGGUGGCUGCUCGGAUUCAGAGGGCCAUCGACGAAGACGUCUACAUCCCCCUCUACCCCAAGGAGGUACUGGAGAACCGAGCAGGUGUGGCAGCAGCCUUCUUCCAUCGACAGUUCUGGUCUUGCCUCAAGCUGAUGAAGAAUGUGCUGAGCUGGCAGGGCCUGCUAGCUGAGGACCCGCUGAAGGAGCUGUCUCUGUGCAGCCUGCUGAACCGCUAUCUCGUGUUUGCCCUUCAGUCCUGCAUCGGGCAGAGAGACACCGUGGAAAAGUGUAAAACGGUGGUGCUAACCCUGCCCACGUCGUGGAUCCGUGGCCCUGGCACUCCACUUCCGCAGCUGGACCUCCUGCUGCGCUUCCUCAAGCUCUACCAGCAGCACCUCUAUAAGCUCUCCUCCACCGUGGGGGACCUCUCGGAGCUCCACGGGAAUGCCAGAGAAAACCUUGAGGAGGUGAACAAGCUGGUGGCGUCACUCACUACGUCCACCGAACAGACCAAGUCCAAGGGAAAGAAGUGAAGUGUCCAGCCUUGUAAUGGUAUCUUUCUUGCGGGGCUGCGUGCGACGAGCUGACGACCUGACCGAAACAAUUAUUUUCCGGGAGACGGGGGCAAGACCCCAGACUGGCAACCCCGAAGACAGCUGGGAUCUUUGGUUUGGCAUGAGGCACCCCAGAAAAAAGGGAGGAUCUCAACCUUUCGGAAAAGAACGUCUUUCCAAACAUCCGGCCAAAGAAGAGAGGGCUUUCACUCGCUUGGACCGAGUACCUGGCAUUCCUCAACUUCACACUGGACUGUGAGCCAAACUGGGAGUUUGGCUGCCUUCGUGGCCGUGUCGGUUGUCCUUGUGUGCACCUGGUGACUGAGCUUCCACUGACUUUUUUUUAAUGCCUUCGGGGUUGUACUGUUUCCGUGUGUGUGUGUGUUUUUUUGUCUUCUGCAUACAGAAACCACAUUUGACAUCUGAAAUAAAUCAUUCUCACUGCAGAUUAAAAUGGCCGUCAUUGGUGGGUA
This is a messenger RNA of Ixodes scapularis (black-legged tick), 3273 nucleotides long. RefSeq names its product PAX3- and PAX7-binding protein 1. The coding region runs from base 203 to 2779 and encodes 858 amino acids. The record is from RefSeq and is a predicted model, not a curated record. Gene Ontology annotation, cellular component: nucleus. The transcript is spliced from 19 exons. Gene Ontology annotation, molecular function: DNA binding. Gene Ontology annotation, biological process: mRNA splicing, via spliceosome. NCBI's taxonomy places the organism in Eukaryota, Metazoa, Arthropoda, Arachnida, Ixodida, Ixodidae.